UCAAGAUGUGGACACUCAGAAAACAAAAACAAUAGAAGUACCUCUGAAUCGGCUGCCACCUGCCAGACUCCCAACUCGAGAGCAUAAAUUCCGAGUAUACUCCCUCAUCUCUCCCGUCUCGCUUUCAGCUCCUCUAUAUUCACCAAAGUAAUCUACGAUUAAAUUAAUUAUUCCACCCCCACGAGCUCUCUUCCCCACACCCCCACUUCCUCCCUCCCUUGAUUCCUCCUCCACCACUUUUCUUUUUAGCUCCAUCGACGCACUUGCAGGUCUUCCUCCUUCCCUUCCCACAAGUGAAAGAGUCGGAGAAAGGAAUGAAGGUACAGUGCGAUGUGUGCGGAAAGGAGGAGGCGGCGGUGUUCUGCUGCGCCGACGAGGCGGCGCUCUGCGAGCCCUGCGACCGCCGGGUCCACCGCGCCAACAAGCUCGCCGGCAAGCACCGCCGCUUCUCCCUCCUGCCCCCCUCCUCCUCCUCCUCCUCUUCCCCUUCGCACCCCGUCUGCGACAUCUGCCAGGAGUAGUUUUUGGGGGCGUUGGGACUUGCAGGAGAGACGGGGAUUUGUGUUCUGCCAGGAGGACCGGGCGAUUCUCUGCAGAGACUGUGAUGUUCCCAUCCACGGCGCCAAUCAUCUCACCAUGAAGCACAAUAGAUUCCUCCUCACCGGCCUCCGCCUCUCCUCCGCACCCAUCUCCUCCUCCUCCUCCUCCUCUUCUCCGGAGGCAGAGAUAGUUGUGGCCGGUAACAACAACAGUGAUCACAGCAACAAGAGCGUUCUCGAAAAGAGUCGAGAAGAGGCCUUGUUGGCGGAUGAUUCGGUCUUGUGCAGCAGCGAUAGCAGCAUCAACACCUCCACCUUCGCUGCAGCCGCCGCCAACCAGGCGGGAAGCAACAGCGGCGCCGGCGGCGGCAGCAGCAUCUCUGACUAUCUCAUCAAGAUGUGCCCCGGGUGGCGCGUCGAGGACCUGCUCGUCGACGACGCCGCCGCCUCCUCCUUUGCCGCGGAUGGUUUCUCCAAGCAGAUGACGAUGGACGAGAUGCUGCCGUUCAUGGAGGCGGAUCUGGAGGGGGCCGGGCUGGAGGCGGUGGCGGAGGAGUUCCCCAUCUGGGUUCCCCACGUUCCCCAGAUCCCGCCGCCGGAGCUCCCAGCCGUCCCCCCCGGAGGUGGCGCCGCCACGGCCGGCGUCCAUUACCAGCCGUGGGUUGCGGCCAAGGAUCUAAAUUCCACCCACCUUCUCCACGGGGCGAAGGCUGCCGACCGGGAGCGGUGGAGCGACGACGCGUUCACGGUGCCCCAGAUCGCCCCCGCAUCGUCGAAUCCCGGCAAGAGACCCAGGCAACAGCAGUCUCUUUGGUACUACUAAGAGGCUGGCUCUGUACUCGCACUUAAUAUUUCAUACAAUCUCCCCUUUUUCUUUUUUGUGGCUGCUUGUUGUGGUUUUGGUUUUGCGUUUUUUUUUCUUUCCUGUGUAUAAAUUUGCUGAUGUUUUUUCUCUUUUUUUUUAAUAACCGGCCAAGUGCCCAUUUCUGUUGCUUCUUCU
This is a messenger RNA of Elaeis guineensis (African oil palm), 1539 nucleotides long. Its product is annotated as B-box zinc finger protein 21. NCBI's taxonomy places the organism in Eukaryota, Viridiplantae, Streptophyta, Magnoliopsida, Arecales, Arecaceae. Gene Ontology annotation, molecular function: zinc ion binding. Gene Ontology annotation, biological process: regulation of DNA-templated transcription; photomorphogenesis. Gene Ontology annotation, cellular component: nucleus. The record is from RefSeq and is a predicted model, not a curated record.